GAAAAUGAUGGGACCGUUUUUAUCUUUGUUGAUAAGGAUAUGAAACAAUAAUCUGUUGUAAUUCUUUGAUUUUGUAUGCGUUAAUAGUAUUAUGAAAACUAUAUUCUUGGAUGUUUUUAUUUAAUUAGCUUGUAGAUGUGUGUAUCUUAACAUAACUGUGAGAUUGAAAAAUGGCAGCUCAAAUCAAACCUGGGCCAAGCUCAAGCAAUGAUAAGUUCAAUUCAAACCGCAAGCCUGUAUUAUUGGCCAAACUUGAAGGAUGCAGUGACAAUGUGAACAAGGCCAUCAUUAUUCCGGAAACUGAUGGAGUCAUUAGUGUUUCAAGUGAUCGAUCUGUUAGAGUUUGGUUAAAAAGAGAUUCAGGUCAAUAUUGGCCAAGUAUAUGCAAUUAUUUGCCAUCACCUGCUGUUGAUUUAUUUUAUCGACCAAUAUCUAGACAAUUAUUUGUUGGACAAGAAAAUGGAACCAUAUCAGAAUUUAUUUUAGAAGAGGAUUUUAAUCGCAUGGAGCCUAUAGGUGAUAUUUUAGCUCAUUAUGGCCGCAUAACUGGAAUGAUCUGGACUGAAGUAGCCAUAGAUGGUGCUGUGGAACAAUGGAUUUUAAGUACAUCUCGUGAUAAAAGAUUUCAAUACCAUAAUGCAAAAAAUGGCAAUCCAAUUGGCCCUCCAUUUGUGUGUGCAGCGUGGUGUACAUCUUUGGAAUAUGAUGCUGAGUCAGCUCAUGCUUUUGUUGGAGAUUACUCUGGAAAUAUUACAAUGCUUAACAUAAAGGCUGAUGGGUUACAAGUUGUGACUACAUUGACUGGCCAUACUGCAUGUAUUGAAAUGCUCACUUGGGAUUCAUCAACAAGACGUUUAUUUUCAGCUGGACAUGAUCGUUUAAUUAUAAUUUGGGAUAUUGGUGGAGGUCAUGGCACGGCUUAUGAACUUCAUGGUCAUACUAAUCGAGUAACAUCGUUGGCAUUUGUAUCAUCUAAAAAUCAAUUAAUAUCGGCCGGCGAAGAUUCUGUCUUGGUAUUUUGGGAUUUAAACGCAGAAAGAAAAGAAACACCUCCUUGGGCUGAAUCAGAUAACUGUGAAUCUUGUAGCCGACCAUUUUUAUGGAAUAUCACUGGAAUAUUUGAACGCAAACAAUUUGGUUCAAGGCAACAUCAUUGUAGAGCAUGUGGCCGUGCUCUUUGUGAUAAAUGUAGCCAAGAACAAUCGACCAUACCAUCUAUGGGAUUUGAGCUUCCAGUAAGGGUCUGUAAAUUCUGCAGCAGUAACAUAGAUCAUACACCGCUUGCAACAUUCCAUGAUACUAAGCAUAGCGUAAUGUCAAUUACAAUGGAUUUACAACGGAAAUGUGUCGUGACAGUUGGUCAAGACAGAGUUAUAAAAAUUUGGGACGUGUCAACGCUAUUAUAAACUCUCAUUUGCAAUUUAUAUAUUUAACCAUUGAAUAUUUUAAGGUUCUUUUCUGUACCUAAACUUAGAAAAUGAGCCUAUAUCUAUGCAUUUAUCACUUUAAAAAUAACUUAGUUAAACAUUAAAAAAAAAUAUUGUAUCUAAUGGAUGAUAAUGUUAUUUGUUUAUAAUACAAUAUAAACACAAACACAUAUUCAUAUAAAUAAAUUGAAAACCUAUAAUUUUAAUCAAUUAAAUUAUACCUACUAUUAUUAUUAUAGUAAAUUAGGUAUUUUAUGUCAUAAGUAAAAAUAAACUUAAGUAUGCAAAUUAUUUAAAACCUUUUUUUAUUUAUUAUUACCUAUUGUUUAUUUAUACAAGUUGCAGUAUAUUUAAUAUUUAAUUGACUGAACAAAUUUAAUUUUAAAGGAUCAGAUUAGGCUGCAUUCAACCCUCAACUGUAAAACUGUAUGUUUUGGUAAAUUAGUUAAAUUAAUAAAUUUAAAAAUACAUAACUGAAUUUUUAACAAAUCAUUAGAUAAUACCACGAUUAAAGAUAGUACUACUAUCUUUAAUCAUGGCCCAUGGGUAAUACAUGUAUCAAAAUGAUGAUAUUAAUAAUAAAUUUGUUUAGUACAUUAUAAAGUAA
This is a messenger RNA of Rhopalosiphum padi (bird cherry-oat aphid), 2034 nucleotides long. It is a transcript of the gene Wdfy2, whose product is annotated as WD repeat and FYVE domain-containing protein 2. Gene Ontology annotation, molecular function: metal ion binding; protein binding. The transcript is spliced from 8 exons. The coding region runs from base 171 to 1406 and encodes 411 amino acids. The record is from RefSeq and is a predicted model, not a curated record. NCBI's taxonomy places the organism in Eukaryota, Metazoa, Arthropoda, Insecta, Hemiptera, Aphididae.